This is a messenger RNA of Ostertagia ostertagi, 675 nucleotides long. NCBI's taxonomy places the organism in Eukaryota, Metazoa, Nematoda, Chromadorea, Rhabditida, Trichostrongylidae. The record is from the annotation of a GenBank genome assembly.
AUGACAUCUCGAUCGCUGCGAUUGUUAACUACAGUGCGUGCUAUCUCACAUACGGCAUCUGCUCGGGAUCGAUAUGACCCUCGCUUGUUCCGUGAACCUAUAACAGAUAUUAAGCAGGUGCACGAACCUCUCGACGAGAACGAUGAACGCAAUUUUCUAUAUAUCAAAGCCAUGAAAAGUGAUGAGACGCCAGUAUUUUACAGAGAUCACACGGUAGACAAGCUUAUUCGAGUUUGUAUGAAAAGUGGUAACAAGGAGACUACAAAACAUCAUGUAUACUCUGCAUUAGAAAUUAUCAAGAGACGGCAAUACAAAGCUUGGUUGAAUGCUAAGGAUGAAGAGGAAAAGAGUAAGAUCGAAUUGGAUCCAUUUGUAAUCGCAAGAAAAGCCAUCCAAAAUUGUCAUCCCCUCAUGAAAUUGCAAGGAGUCACAAGAGGUGGUACGACAUAUCAAGUCCCGUUCCCCAUUGAGAAAGCUGAAGCUGAGUUCCGAGCAAUGAAAAUGAUGCGAGAUAUAUGCCGACAGAAGGCCGCUCAUGGAGAAACACAUUUAAAGGACAUCUUAGCCAGCGAAUUGCUAGCAGCGAGUCAGAAUGAAGGACUGACGAUACAGGCUAAACAGGAGUUGCACAAGACAUGCGAAGCUAACAGAGCGUAUGCUCACUAUAGGUCGUAA